UUUUAAUUUAUUUUAACAACAGCAAAAAUUGCAAUAAAAAUUUAUUUUUGAACUUUGAAUUUUUGCAAUAUUCUCCUACAAAAAUAUGCAAGAAAAAGGAGUUGAAGAAGAAUGGCCAUGUAUUGAAUUAACUGAACCUAAAUUUGGAAUUUUAUCGCAAUUUACGAGUAGUGCAAGUGAAGCUGUCGCACACAUUUUGGUUAAAGAAUUGGUGGAAAAAGUUGAUAAGCCAUUGUCGACGUCAUCAAGUCAAGACGAUGCUUUUUCCACUGAUUCAGAUUUGGAUUGGAUUAUGCAGGUUACAAAUCACAGUUUAACUCUUCCAUUUAUUCCAAAUCAAUGUUAUGAAACUCUGCGUUCUGCUGUUCGUAUUUAUAUUGCUUGGAGUUCGGCAUUAACAACAGAUUCUCCUCGUCAAUAUUGUCCCAAACAAAUUUUGUUAUAUCCAGACAAAUAUUUUAAAAAAUUUCUCGAAGCAUUUCGCCAUAUUUUUCAAGAAAAAUCAACUUUCUCAACAUCAGAUAAUCAUUUAAUUUUGAGUCGUCAAGGAACCCAAAUUCAAACAAUAUUAACAGCAAUUCGGCAUUUAACAAAUCAUUCAAAAGAUGAAUAUAAAGAUGAAGUUUGGGCUCGUUGUUUAUUAUUUUUAUUGAAUGUGAAUGAUCAACUAAUUACUAUUGGAUGUUGUAAAUCUCAAGAAUCGAUUGGCUAUUUAAUGGCUAAAGAUCUUUGUCAAAAUCUCUUUGACUGCUGGUUAAAAGCCUCUCUAAAUGAUUGUAUCCCUUCACCAGCGUAUUGGACGACAUUUUCUUGUCUUUCUAAUAAAUGUGGAGCUCAGAUUCAAUUUAUUGAAUGUUGGGCAAAUUCAAUACUUCAUUCAACUUCUCUUUUGCUUAAACAUUUGUUUGGACAACAACAACAGCAAAUGGAUGUACAAGAAGAAAAUGUUGUUUUUGAUGAUGACAAUAUAUUUGGACAAUUUUCAUCAACAUUAAUUUCAAAUCCUGAAAGAAUUUCAACAUUAAAAAAUGUUUGGCUAAAUUUAUUUAUACUUCUUGGACGUCCAACAAAAUUUAUUGAACAAGCACUUGCCUUGUUGGCUGAAAAAUCUUGUCAACUUUCUUCUACUUCAAUAAAUUUUUUUGUUGAACAAAUUAAACUUUCAUUUUUCUUAAUUAUUUUUGGAUUGAAAAAGAUGGUUGAUUUAUUUUUUGGAGAUGAUAUUUUGUUGGAUUUUAAUGAAAGUGAAGAAUUGCAUUCUUUAUGGUUGGAAGCUGCUCUGGUUAAUAAUGCGAGUAAUAUAAAGCAAGAGCAGAGACUUACUUCUUCUGAUUAUCAAAUGAUGACUGUAACUUCAAAUAGUAAUACAGAUACAAAUACAGAAAUGACAGCAAUACAAAUUUCUGGACAAGUUUUAGCUUCACAACAUGUUUGGUUUAUUCUUAAAAAUAAUCAAUUAAUUUUUGAUGAAAAACAACUUUUAAUAAAUUUUAAAAGAACAAAAUUAUUAAAACCUUCAUCAACUACUCUAUUAAAUUUAUUUUUGGAUUGGCUUUUUGAUGCAGCUAUUUUUCAAAUAAAUAAUACUUUAAUUAAUGAUGGGGCGGGUAAAGGAGGUUAG
Messenger RNA from Meloidogyne enterolobii, 1621 nucleotides. NCBI's taxonomy places the organism in Eukaryota, Metazoa, Nematoda, Chromadorea, Rhabditida, Meloidogynidae. The record is from the annotation of a GenBank genome assembly.